GUUGCGAGGAUGCCGCGGUCCUACGGGAUCCCGAUUUAGCUCCGUCGAUCGGUGCGCGCGAUAACCACGAGCGGACACGAAGGGUGACGGGGGGCGCACUGCGAUCCUAAUGCAAUUCCGAAGAGAACUCGUUUCCGUCGCAGAAGAGAGAUCUCCCACACGUUAGCAGCCAGUUGUGCGGGAGUUGCGACACGCGAAGAACGCUUGGGAGUGUGUCGACAUGCGAAGAAUGCGCGACAGCACGCACGGCAGAUUGUCGUUAAGGCGAUAAGCACUGUAAGAUAAACGCUUGCCUUCCUCGAUCGAGAUCGAAACUGUUUCCUUGUCUGUUGCCUGUAUCUCUGCUGUCUAUCUAUCUCCCUCUUUUUUUCUCUGUCUCUCUCCCUCUCCCACAACCCGCCCCUCUCUAGCCGUGGGAGCGUCCCGCAUGCUUUUUUUUUUUUGUAAAAGCACUAUACUGUCAUUCAAUAUGUUCGUUGCUUAUCACUUUUAUUUUAACAAUAUGAGUUAUUCAAUAAUUUAUUACAUGUUCUAUAAGUUCUUAUUAUAUUAUACAGCAAAGCUGCUUUACAGCUUUAUAUAUUUUAUUUAUGUAUUUUAUAUGUAUUGUAUUAUUAUAUUAUUAUAUUAAUCAACAACUAAAGAAUUCAUUGUUCAUGCAUGUUACUAAGUGAUAUUUAGAAAUUUUUGAAUGAUUAUCCAGCAAAUUUGAACUUUAUAGAUGCAAAUUCUUCUCUUUGCUAUGUACACAACAAGAAAAAGUUACUAAUUAACUAUAUUCUCAGUAUUUACAUGUUUGUAAUUAUAAUAGUAUCAGUAAUAAUAUGCCUUUUUCUAUUAAUAUCGAGUAAAGUAAAAUAUUUAUGCAGGAAAUCAAUUAUAAUGUUCAACAACAAAAUGUACAGGUAAAUGUACAGGUUGAAAAUAUUGAAUAUUAUUAUCAAUUUUUUAAUCAUUAUACUAUUACCGCCAUGGACAUUUUGUUACAUUGUAAACAGAAAUUUACUUUUAGAAUUCACUGUAAUAAUAGGUAUAACAUGACCUAAGCAAGAUACACGCAUCACGAGUUUUCUUACUUCACUGUUUGAGCCAUUGCAAAAUAAGGAUUCAUCAAAGAAUUUAUGCCAUAAGGAAACUACAGGAGAAGAUAUCAUUAUGGAUACAACUUCUAUAUAUGAGGCUAGUAAAGGUAGAAAGGAGUGUUUAAAAAAUCAACAGCUGGAAGAUACUGUAGUAAAUGAUAAUAACACGAUCGAAGAAGACUUUCCAUGGCUACCUAAAUUCAGUAAAGUUAUACGUUCGUCCAUAGGAAGUAGAAAUUAUCAACAUCUCGAACGGUCGCUUUUACUCUACACACAGAAUAUUACUUCUAGCAUGACAGCGAGCAAUGUCAAGUCCAGUGACAUAAUUAAUAUUAAGAACCAUAUUAAUAACAUGUUAAUAUUCUUUCACUUGUACUGGCUCGAUAUAAAACAGGACAUAACUAAUAAUUCAUAUUUGAAUAGAAUGUCUGCUUUGUUGAGUAUGUAUAUAGACCUAGAAUUGAAAACUUCAACAGAUAAAAGAUGUUCCAAUUACGUUAAAGAUUCCUCUAAAAUUGCUGCAAAGAUUCUUGCAGCAUUGUAUAUAUACUUAAAUAACUCGGAAGAGCAUAUUUUCAGGGUAUUACUUAGAAUUAAACACGCUACAGACAGAUAUGUGAAAAUUUGUGAUCAUCUGUUCAUGAAGAGUUUCACUAAUCUCACAACAAAGAUGACAUCUAUGACCGAUGUAGCUUAUGUUAGAUAUUUACUCGCCUUCAAAAUGUGGAAGAAAAUGGCAGAAGAUUACGACAGGAAAGGAAGAAUUAACAAGUUAGCUGUAAUGUUGCUAGGGUUGCGCAUGCCGAAAUUGCGAGAUGAAUUGUUAGAAUUUGUGCCCAGACCCGCGGAUCAAGACAAUGAAACAUUGUGGUUAUUGCAAUCAAAUCUAUUCGAUUUAAAGCAGAGUCAUAAACAUUUUCUGCUAUUUGAAGACAAUAUGGAUAACUCUACGGAUUUACAAUCUAUUAAAACGAUUAAUCCUGAUCAGAGUUGUUCAGUGCCUCAGAAGAACCAAGUAAAUCCACUAUCUUGUCAGAGCAAUUCAAAUGGAGAUGCAUCUAAUCAUGAAGUGAACAAAGACCAUUCAGGUGCUUUGCAAAACCGUAAUGUCAUACCAGACAUUGAUGGCAAUAAGUCUAUGGAUCGAACUUACUUACAAAAGAAGGGAGCAAAAAGUCUCAAAUCACUCAAGAAAACGAGAAAAAAACCCAAGAAAACUAUAAUUAUCGAUUUAACUGGAGAUGAUGAGAUAAGUGUUCCUUAUAAAGUAAAACGAAAGAAAACUAAACAAAAAUUGGAAUAUUCGAAAAUCAUGAAAAAGAAACAUAAAUUGCAAAAACAUAUCAACAAAGAUUCGAGCCGACUUAUGGAUGCCGAUACUCAAACAUGCUCUAAUAAUAUCAACAAAAGCUCCAACGACAAAGUUCGUUUAGAGUGCAAUCCUACUUUUGACAACAAAGUUAGCGAUAGUACACAAGGUUGCGCUUCAACCAAUAGCAAAUCUUCAUUAAACUGCAUCACACCAAUGCCAGACAUCAACUGCAUUAACUUUCAGAAAAAUGAACAUACAAGUAUAACAAAGAGUCCAAUAAGCAAUUCCGUCUCGGAAUUUGUGAAAGAGAACGAAAUGCAACACGAUUAUAACUUGUACUACUCGAAAAUGUCGAAACUUGUUGAUCAAAAUAUUAAGGAGUUUAAAGUUACAGCAGACUUGUUGCGGGAAAAUAAGAUGGAGAAUUAUCUGCUGUCACAAGUGACUGGAAAUGAUUCGUACAACAAUUCGAUAAUGCAGGGUAAAGAAGCAUUAACUUCUCAGGAAGACAGUGCCAUGGAGACAAUGCCUUUAUUCAAAACGUGCCAAAGCAGUAUCGCAGAUCAGCUUUCUUUUAAACAGGAGUUACCGACAAGCACGAAUUGUAGCGCAAUGCAAAAAUCGCACAAGUGUUGCAAUUCAGUGCCGGUUGACAUGAACGACAUUAAGCAUCUGAUAAAGAAAUUGAAGUCCAUAAAUGAUCAUAGUUCGCAAAUUACGGAGAUUAUAAAACAAAAAGUAUGUCAUCAAGUCAAUGAGUGUCCAAACUGUUGUACAAAAAUUGAUUGUAAGCCAUUUAUAUUUGCUAAUAACGACAUGAUCGCGGCGAAGGCACAAGACGCCUUGCAUACUACGUUCAACCAGGAUGGAAACGACGUCAAAUCAGCCUGCGACACAAAUAUAAUUUACUUCUCGAACAAUAUCCAAAGUGAGACUCUGGAAGAUAUUUUCCGACAAUCUUCCGCGAUGUCGCUCAUCAAUUACGACAAUACAACUGGUGUACCGACGAAGAGGCCGUUCGUGUGCACCGACAACGAUGUCAUCGCGAUGAAGACACACAACGCUUUACACGAUAUCUUCAACGAUAACGAAAACGAUAUUAAAUCGACCUGCGAUCUGAAUGCGAUCUACAUGUUAAACGACCACGACAAAUGCGUUUACGCUAUGAAUCAAACCGGCGAAUCGGCUGCAACUAUGGACGGCGAAAAGCGAGUGCAAUGUCUAGAUAAUUCCAACGACAUGUGCAUCGUCUCGACUACGUUCAUCGAAGACCAGAUAGUGGGAUCGUUAUUGGACAGCCAGCAUGUUAAUUUUGAGACUAUGAAACCGAGUGAUUACGGAAAUGAUCCAAAGUAUUCUGAGGCUACGAUGAGGGAGGAACAAGGAGGAAGCAAUUGCGAUACUUCGAUGUCGAAUGAUCGGUUACAUUCCACCGAGCCUUGUGCAUUCGACAUAAGUUCUUUUGACAUUGAUUCAAAAGAAGCCAACGAGAUAAUGAAAACUGACUGUAUAGAUGAAUUGGAAAACAUCAGUUUUCUGCAUAACAUCGAAAGUCUGGAGGAAACUUUGGACGAUGUUCUCCGUCAGCCCUCACUGAUGUCCCAAAUGAAUUGCGACAAUUUAAAUGGUGAAUCGAAAGAUUUGAAAGAAAAUAUGUUUUCGGAUGACAUCACCGACUUUCUGUCAUUGAAACAGCCCCCGUUCGAAUUGGACAAUGUGUAUUGCAACGUGUUGUCGGACGUUCCUGGCUUUAAAGAUGACCAAGAACUCCAACCACCUGCGCAACAUGAAUUCUUCUUCGCGGAUGGCGAUCGGAAAGCUACUUCACCCAAGCAAUUCGAAAAGGUAUCCUGGGCGCCAAGUACUUCUUGGUAUCAGCCAAGUUGCUCUUGGUGCUUGGUAUAAUUUUCGAUUUCCGAUAUUCGAGAGAAUAAGAUGCUCGAUUACGACUCAAGCGCACGUUGACUAAACUCUCGCGGCUUCUCUGCCUUCUCGCGACCAGGAUUCGGCAUAUUUGGUCCCGCGUCUCGCUGGCAAUCUUAAAACCACAUUGUACCGGCAAAAAUCUCUGCAGUAACGGAUCCACAUCAUGUACAGGAAGCGAGAGCCUUCACGCUUCUUCUCUUUCUAUCUUUCUCGCUCACAGUUGCUCCUGAAUCGCCUGAAUCCUCGUCUCCGCUUCGGCCAUCCUUGCGCUCCGAACGCAGUACAAAUGCAGAAGACAUGAUAAAAAGAUAAAAAUAAAAAGAUACGAAAGCUACAUUCUCGCCGUUGCAUUGUCUGCGGCUUCUCUCGGGACUUCUCAAGCUCAAGAUCGUCGGCAAAUCUUAUAAAUGUCGCGACAAGUAAUAUUGGAUACCCAGCUUACCGGAGCCAGGGUCGAGAAUCUUGUGACGAACACGACAAAUACUUUCAUCACAUACACUAUAUACGCAGAUACAUAUAUUUUUAAAUGAGAGCGACAUUCUACACAAUAAUCAAAACGAUACUAUUGGUAGUAGUAUAGACCCCGGUGGCCUUCCAAUUAAAUAUCGACUACAUCCUUUUGUGAUUACCAGCGAAGUUCGAUAAAUCUACGUCGGUUUCAAGGAGCCGUGCAAUUUCGGUACUCUUCCUGAUAAGUUAAAAAAAUAAAAGUAACGAUGCCUUAACCCAAGCGUUCUUAUGUUUGCGAAAAAGAUAUUGAAGGCUUUCAUAUCCUGAGACAUAGGCAGAAUCAAUCGUUGAAUGGAUCUUGCACUUCCGAGGAUAUUCCAUCAAAUUUGCUAACAAAUUAUCGCAAAGAAAGAUUCUGCGCCAACGUAUUACGUGAAAUAUAUAUAUAUAUAUAUUUUUUUUUUGCCCUUGAAUGAUGCCUUGAUGGCCUUUCAAUGAAGCCUCUAAAAAGGAAAAGAAUAAUUUAAAGCAUCGAGAUCGUAGAUCUUUAAAUAUCACUGGGAAACACACAUGCUAUGAAGUAUAAGCAAUCUAUUGAAAAUACAUCCAAGAAGAAAAGAUCUAUAGCAACAGUUUCGACAAAGCACUUUAAUGUUUUCGAAAGAGAUCAUCUGGAAAAAUCUCGAGUCUUGAAAGAGGGAAUCUAGUCGAUUUUCUAAGGAAUUUUAUACUUCUCCAAAUGUACUCAUCCAGACCUGCCAACAAGCUUAAUAUCAUAAAGAAGAUAUACUCUGCUUGAACAUCACCCAAGUAUAAGAUAUAAACUUACGUCUUUGAACGAUCUUAAUGGAAAUCUAAAUAAGCCCAAAACACGAUAAGAUUAACUGAAACCAUAGGCCAUAAGUUAAUAAAUAUCAUUAAGAAGUAGACUGUCAGAUGUACUCAACUAUCGCCUAUCGAAGAUACACCUCAGAAGAAAAAGGAUCACAUCUAUAGUUUUGCUUCUUUUAGAAGCUAACAGAGUUGUUUAUUCUCUGAACCAUCAUGGUGUUCAAAAAGAGCUUUUACUUACUACGAUGAAAGGUAAUGUAAUAUCUAAAAAUGUAUAUUUUGAUAUUAUAUUUUAAAAUAUUUAAGAAUUGCUAUAAAUGUAUCAUGAAGACUGUACACGUCAAGAUGUAACAUCAGUGAAGAUUAUGCAAAUCAUCUUUGUAUUAUAAUGCAAUUUUAGAGAAGUCUUUUUAUUUAUUAAUUAUUAAUAUAUAUUUAAUAAAUUAAGCUAAGAGAAAAUUGCACUACAUAGUACAAACAUAAUACAUAUCAAAGAUUAAAUUGAAUAUAAGACUGUGAUUAUAUAUGUGAUAUUUGAGAUACAGUUUUGUGCUAUAUAUAAAUGUAAAAUAUAUAUUUUUGCUAUAUUUUAUCUUAAUGUUGCAAUUUAAAAAAAAACUAUAUAAAAAAUAAGCAGUUGAUGUUAAGCAUUGCACUUUCUACAGAAAAUAAUAUUCGAUUAAUACAUAGAGUUAUUAUUUUCCGAUGCUUAAAACAUAAUAUUAAUAUACAACCUCACAGUAAUAUUAUCUUGUUAUUAGUGUAAUAUUAUAUAAAAGAAAGUGUAUUACGUGUAAAAUUCAAAUCAUCUGCUCGAAGAUAAUUAAGAAAAACAAAAUCUCAUAGUUUAUAUGUAGAGGAACGAGAAUAAUAAAACGUGAAUAAUAGUUGCGCGAUUAUCGCUUAUGAUCCUGAAGAAGUCGUCAAUUUUUAACUAUUUACUGAAUUUAGUAAAUAACUAUUUACUAUGAUGCACACUAAGUCUCGUAACUUGAUGGCGAUUAGUCGAAAUCUCUGAGCGUAUGAUAUAGAAACUCUAUUAUCAUCCGAACAGCUCCCAAGUUAUCAAUACAGUAAAAUACAGUUUCCUUCGAAACGUCAACAAGAUUGUUACAACGCGUGUAAUUAUUCAGCUGAUGAGAUCAGAAGUCUGUGCGGACAUAGCUUCUUUGAGUUAUGCUUCGUUACAUUUCCACACGAUUAAGAAGUAUUUCUGACAGAUUUUUUCUUUUUAAGUAUAUGCGUUAAGUCAUACAGUUGCGUUUUAAUGUCACAUAAUUGUAAAUAACGCAAAUGAAGUACGCUUUGAAAAGGUAAAGGUAUACGAAAUACUUUAGCAAUUUCAUCUCCACACUGGUAAAAGUUAUAUUUCUGGGGAACUGUUAUAUUACGAAAGUAGAUUUAAUAGGGAUAAUCACAGUAAAAAAUUUUACCAUACAUUAUCAUAGUUAAGAGAAAAUAGAAUAUUUUAUUUUAAUUUUAGAUAAGACAAGACACAAUUAGUGGUUAUUACACUAACUAUUGACGCUAAUAUACUCUGCAUAUAUACCACAAUAUAUACCGAACAACUCGGGCAACUCACGGUUUUACAGAACUAGCUACAGAUAGUUUCAUAUAUUAUGUGUAACUAGUGUACACCAUCUCCCGCGCUUUUCUUUGGUAGCUCUAAUUUAAGCAUUAGCCAGGAAAUAUAUAGCAGCAGAUAAAACUGAAUUGCUGAGUAUUCUGCCCACUUUAUUGUGUGCGAUUAUUGCUAUUUGGCAAUAAAGGCAUUUACUCUUAUGUAAUUUAUUUUUACUGCACUUUAUUCUAAUGUAUAAGAAUCUUAGCCAAAUCGUGUAUUUUAGUAUAUGUACAAUGUUUACUUUAGCUAUCAUAAAAUAUCCCAUUUUAAUUUGAUAACAUGACAUGGGACAAUUCUAUUUUAUUUUUAUUUAUUGUGUCUAGUCGAUGAAGUUGAUGAGGUUUUUUCUUUUUUUUUUUUUAUACAAAGAUUAAUCCUGUGACAUUUUUUAUUGACUUGUGCUUAGUUCGCUGUAUAUUCAUCUAUCAAGAUAUCUAAUUGUAGACUGAUUUUAUGUGAUACCUCACCGUAUUUUUUACAAGUAGAUAGAAAUCCCGCUGACAUGUAAUGUUAGUAUUGUUCUUCUAGUAUUAAAUAAUAUUUUAGAGUUCGGCGAUACUUGCGUAAACCAUUUCAGAUUAUAACGUGGCGAGUAAAGAAAUUGUGAGGAAUGUACGCGCGAUAGACUGAAACCGGACUGAUUUCUCGUCAGCAAGAGCGCAAUUCGCUAAAACAGGUUUCUAAAAUGUGGCGGGAAUUAUGCUCUCUCUCCAUCCAAUAAUUUAUAUAUGGAAACAUGAAGUAGUUAUCACAGCAGUUAUCAAUAUAGGUCACAGUCUAGAGCAAUUCAGACAUAACUUUCUAAAUCAUUUUACGUUUCCGCACAGCAGUUUCCGCAGAUAGUUUAUAGCAAAAUUUCUUUAAUAUUUUAGAGACCCGCGCUUUAUCGAGUUAAAUUAUAUUGAGAUAAACACAGUUUUAACAAUGAAAAGCAAUUGACACAACUUGCAACAAUUGCGCUAAUUUCUCGCUCUUGACGUCAUAACGUAAGAUGAUUGACGUAGGUAUAGUCAAAAAAUACAAGUCACAUUCCUUUUUAUUUUUAGAUAGUAAUUUUUACAAAGUGAAAAGACAUUGUAUCAUGUUUGAUAUAUUACAACUGUAAGGAUGACUUUUUUCUUCUUAUGUUAAGUUAUUUGAACGUUUAAGAUACAUUGAGUACAAAUAUGUCUUAGGAUUUCAUGUUUCUGGCGAAGUUAAAAAGAAAAAUGUCUUUGUAAAUGUUUGCGAAAUAGAUACGAGUCAUUUCAAAUCGCGUCAUCGUGAAUGUACGUAUGUGUGCGUGCGCGUAUAAGUUGCACAGGAAAAGAUUUUAUAUUACCAAAGUUGCAUAUUACAAGAGUAUAUACAAGACAGAGCAACUGUAAAUUCGAGCAUAUGCUUCGUCUAAGUGGAACGUGCAUGAGAAUUUGCAGUCAUCCUAUAGAAUAUAAAUGAUAUUUUAUAUUUAUCGUAACACAAUAUUGUGCUCCACCUUUAAAUAUGAUUCACUUUAUAUUUUAAAAGAAGUAACAUAGUAUAGAACUUACACAAAAGAACUGCAUAGUUUAAAGUUUAUAUCCCCAGUAGAUAGUAAAUAAAUGAAAUACGUUUCCCCUAGAACAGAAUUUAUUUGGGAUAUUUUUAUUAGCUUCGUGCGAAUAGACACAAUGCCCCCUGAUGAGUGUAACUCCCAAAAAUUGCAGUCGAAUAUAUACUUCGAUAUAGUGUGUGCAGAGCUAAAUAAAAUUACACAUAAUAAGUAAUAAGUAAACAUCAACCUUCACACAAGCAAUACUGCUUUGCCAUAGGAUCAAUGUUAUCUUACAUAGUAAUGAUUUCAUUUAUUCUCGGGGAUGGUAUAAUGGAAGCUUUAAAACUGUUUCUCUUUAUUGCGUUAUAUCGUACAUAUUUUUGUUGAAUGUACAUGUCAUCCGUUGAAGAUGUAAACCUAGUGUUCUAUUCUUCUUUUUGCGAAUUUAAUAGUAAUAAAAUGUUAUCUUUUUGUAUUCUCUCACUCUUUAGAUCUAGGAUCACAUAAAACUGCACUUUUUUUUAAAACGCCAUUCAAUAGAAAGUGUACAUAUACUGCAUUUAUAUAUAUAUAUAUACAUAUAUAUAUAUAUAUAUAUAUAUAUAUAUAUUGCGCAAAGAAUUUUUAUCGAAUCUGUUAAAAGGGAAAUCAAGUUAUAUGUGGGAGAGAUCGGUGAUAUAAUGUGAACCCGCACGGAAUUAUCUAUCGAAUUAUACAAGAGUUACAUUUGUAAAGUAUCAAUGAAAAAAAUUGAAAGCUGAAUAUGUUCCGAUCGACCUUUCCACACGUUUUCAACACAUAUAUUCGUUCAUUUGCCACCUAUACCACGUAAAACGUACUAAAAUAUCUAGUUAGAUUAAUAAAGAUGCAGAGCGAAUGCUUUAAGUGAAUAAUUUAAUAUAGUUUUAAGUUUGAUCGAUUUCAGAUCUUCACGAAACACUAAUAUAUCUCUCACGUGAAGUUGUUCAUAAAUCCUCAUGUAAGUUCAACAAUUGUAGAUCUGCGUAUAUUAUUGAUCAAUUUUCUCGUACAAUAUUGGUUGCGUUCUGCGUGUAAAAAUAUUGUAUUAUCAUAAGUUAAUCCACGAUGUACAACAAUGCAGAGACUGAAAAAGAGAAUAAAAGUUCAAUUUUUAAUA
Odontomachus brunneus is the source of this 9876-nucleotide messenger RNA. RefSeq lists its product as uncharacterized. Bases 1156 to 4299 code for a protein of 1047 amino acids. The transcript is spliced from 10 exons. Lineage: Eukaryota; Metazoa; Arthropoda; Insecta; Hymenoptera; Formicidae. The record is from RefSeq and is a predicted model, not a curated record.